UCCCGAAGCCCUUCCCUCCGAGCGGCCCGCCCCUUGGCUGCUUUGGAAGCCGGAAGCGGGCGAAGUCGGCCUACUGGGACUGUGGAGUCCGGGGGAGGCCUGGCGUUCCGUCCCUGCGCCCCAAACUCCGGGCCGCGAGCUCCGCCACAGUGCUGGGGGCCAUGGGUGCCCCGUGGCGGCGACCACUAGUCCUUCAGGGGCCCCCCCUGGGGCUGCUGCUACUGCUCCUGAGCGCGCCGGCUCCGGGUCGCGCUUCCCCGCGGCUCUUGGAGUACCCGGCACCCGUCUGCUCCCAGCAGGGGCUAAACUGCACAGUCAAGAAUAGUACCUGCCUGGAUGACAGCUGGAUCCAACCUCGAAAAUUGACCCCCUCAUCCCCAAAAGAUGUCCAGGUCCAGCUGCACUUUGCCCAUACCCAGCAUGGAGACUCUGUCCCUGUGGUUCACAUCGAAUGGACACUGCAGACGGAUGCCAGCAUCCUCUACCUGGAAGGUGCAGAGUUAUCUGUCCUGCAGCUGAACACCAAUGAACGUUUGUGUGUCAAGUUUGAGUUUCUCUCCAAACUUCAGCAUCAUCACAAGCGGUGGCGUUUUACCUUUAGCCACUUUGUGGUAGAACCUGGUCAGGAAUAUGAAGUGACCGUUCACCACCUGCCCAAGCCCAUCCCUGAUGGGGACCCAAACCACCAGUCCAGGAACUUCCUCGUACCAGACUGUGAGGAACCCAGGAUGAAGAAAACCAGGCCGUGUGUGAGCUCAGGCAGCCUAUGGGAUCCCAACAUCACCGUGGAGAUCCUGGAAGCCUACCGCCUACGGGUGAGCUUCACCCUGUGGGAUGAAUCUACCCAUUACCAGAUCCUGCUGAACAGUUUUCCACGCACAGAGAACCAGAGAUGUUUCAAACACAUACUGGAUAUACCUGCGCCGACACGAGAGGACUUCCACCAGCGAUCCAACUUCACGUUCACCCUACCAAACUUUAAUUGGUGCUGCCGCCACCUAGUGCAGAUCCAGCCCUUCUUUAGCAGCUGUCUGAAUGACUGCCUUAGACACUCCGCAACUGCCUUCUGCCCAAAAAUUCCAGCAGACCGGAUUGCAGAGUACGUACCCCUGUGGGUAUAUGGGUUCAUCGCAGGUAUCUCCAUUCUGCUGGUGGGCUGUGUCAUCCUGCUGAUCCUCUGCAUGACCUGGAGGCUAUCUGGGUCUCAUCAUGAAAAAUAUGGCAAUGACACCAUAGACACAGAUGUCCUGCCCACCACUGGCGUGAUGCCCCCACCACUGAAGCCCAGGAAGGUCUGGAUUGUCUACUCCGCCGACCACCCCCUCUAUGUGGAUGUGGUCCUAAAGUUUGCCCAGUUCCUGCUCACUGUCUGUGGCACUGAAGUGGCCCUCGACCUGCUAGAGGAGCAGGUCAUUUCAGAGAUGGGGGUCAUGACCUGGGUGGGCCGCCAGAAGCAGGAGAUGAUAGAGAGCAAUUCCAAGAUCAUUAUCCUGUGCUCCCGAGGUACCCGGGCCAAGUGGCAGGCCAUUCUUGGCUGGGAGGAGCCUGCCAUCCAGCUUCGAUGUGACCACCAGAAGCUUGCUGGGGACCUUUUCACAGCAGCCAUGAACAUGAUCCUCCCAGAUUUCAGGAAGCCAGCCUGCUUUGGCACCUACAUUGUCUGCUACUUCAGUGACAUCAGCAGUGAGAAUGAUAUCCCCGACCUCUUCAACAUCACUUCCAGGUACCCACUCAUGGACAGAUUGGAGGAGGUUUACUUCCGGAUUCAGGACCUGGAGAUGUUUGAACCUGGCCGGAUGCACCGCGUUGGGGAGCUCACAGGGAAGAACUACUUGCAGAGUCCCAGUGGCUGGCAGCUCAAGGAAGCUGUGGAGAGGUUCCGGGCGUGGCAGGCUCAGUUUCCUGAUUGGUUUGAGCGUGAGAACCUCUACUCAGCAGAUGACCAGGACCUACCAUCCCUGGGUGAAGAGGUGUCUGAAGAGCCACUGCUGUCACCCAGAAGAGGGAUUGUCAAGCAGAAGCCCCUGGUGCAGGUGCCUGCCACUGAGGGCCACCUGGUGGUGGAGCUGUUCACCGCUGAGGAAGGCAGAGGAGUGGCCAGGCUGCAAUCUCAGCUUCAGUUCCAGAGGCAGGUGGUGGCCCAAACCCUUCAAACCGUGGUGCUCCCCCUGGAGGCAGUCCCUCCUGCUCAGGCCAUGGAACCUGUCCCUCCUGUUGUUAGGAGCGCAGCUAGUCUGUUAGCCGUUGUGGAAGGAGAUGAGGCCUGCCCACUGCUGGAGGGCUGUGACCCUCAGCAGAACUCAGAGGACCUACCUCUCUGCAGCACCCCAAUGGCAUCGCCAGACCACCUCCUAGAGGAAGAAAGGGAACAGCUCGAAGGCUUGAUGCUCUCGCUCUUCCAACAAAGUCUGAGCUGCCAGACUCCAGAGGGGUGGGAGAGACCAGCAGUAGCCCUCAAAUACUCAUACACACCCUAUGGGGAGGGGCAGCGGGAGUCAGUGCAGUCUGACCAGGGCUACAUCUCCAGGAGCUCCCCACAACCGCCUGAUGGACUGGUGGAAAUGGAGGAAGACGAAGCAAAGCAGGACCUAGGAAAGUUGGCCAAGCAACUCCCCCCUGAGGCUCUGGAAAGCCUGAGAAGCCUCCAGCAACAGCUUUUCUUCCAAGAGCUUCAGAAGAACUCUGGCUGGGACAGUAUGGAGCCAGAGAGGCCAGUCACAUAGGGCCUCCCAGAACCAGAGCAUUGAGAGAAGGGAAUGUACACAUAUCUGUAUAUGUAUAUAUAUUCAUGUGUGAAAUGAUACCUUUAAAAUUUAGACAUCUGGAUUUUAAUGCCUAGACAUCCCUCUUAAUUUUUCUUUUUAGAACCACCUAAUUAUCUUUCAUCCCCACAAAAAUCUAUAGCCCAUUCCCAGGAGCUAUUGGCAGUGCCCUUGAGUCUCCAUUAUUCAUUUAUUCAGCAUUCAUUUUGUACCUACUAUGUGCCAGGCAUCUGAGAUACAAGGAUAAAUUGCACCUAUCAUUGGCCCUGAUCACUAAGAAAAUUAACAUGUAGUGAGAGAUUAGCAAAUAGAGGAUGGUCAUGCAAGACGUAAAGGCUGAACAGAGGCCUGCCCAGGGCUAUGAAAACACACAGAAGGAGCACCUGGCCCAGGGAGAAAUCCUGGAGUGGGUGAUGUUUGAGCUGAAGGAGAGGCUAGUUUCCUGGGCCAAGAGAUUGUGGUUGGAGAAGGCACCAGUCCCUGGAAUAGUAAGGGCUGGGAGGUGAGUGGGAGCCAGGCCCAUCAGCAAACUGCAGAUUGAGCCUGGAGAGCAAAGGAGACAUGAGAGAGGUGGUGGAGAGUUAUCCAGAGCCCAGGCUGGGAGUUGGGACAUCAGCCUAAAGGUCUGGGACUCCUUGGAUAUGAUUAGCUGUUGCCCUGCAGAAGAGGAGGCUGAGGGCCAAACAUACCUGGAAGCCACCUCAGAUCAUUUUGGAAGAAACAGGAUAGACAACUGUGAUAUGAAACUGAAUAGCAUUUAUCAGGGAGGAAAGUCUGAAGCCCUGAGCUCCCAGAGCUAUAACAAAGGCUGCUUCAGGGGCUGCUGGCUGGGAGCCCUCAGCUCCACACUGGGGUCCAACAGCAAAGUGAAUUGAGUAUGAGAUAUGGAGUGUCCAUAGCAGGGUGGGAGUGGGAGGGCAGUGAGGUUCUGGGCAGGCCCGUUGUGGGGAGAGGAAAGUGUGCCACUCUGUUCUUAAAGGUCUGAGGUUCUAAGACAAUAUUUGAGGAGAAAUGCUAAGGCUCAGAGUUUGAAGUUUUUCCCAGAAUAGCACACUGGAAAGCUGUCUGCCCGUCAUAGUGGCCUGAACAAACUAAGAGAGAAAAGGCACUGAGCCCUCCCAGCUUCCUGAGUUCCAUCUCUUCAGUAAUCCUGGAGGUGGACAUCAUUGUGUCCAGAUGCCCACCAAGCUCUGUGAAUAAGCACUUACUGAAUGUCCUGAAUCAGAGUGUGGAAUACCGUGGUGGAUUCUUCCCUUGCUGGAGUCAGGGUUCUACGUGGCAGCAGAAUGGCCCAACCAGUGUAGUCCUGGUGUCCAGAAACACUUCCAUUUGGAUUGUGUUCCCCACAAACCUUGGAUAUGAUUAGCUGUUGCCCUGCAGAAGAGGAGGCCUAGCUUUGUUGGCCUUUGAGGCCAGGUGUCUUCAAUUGGCAUUGUCCACUAUGACCCCUUUAUGUCCAGGACUGCUGCUUUUUUUUUUUUUUUUCGUAACAGCUUAAUUAUUGAGCUAUAAUUCACAUGCCAUACAAUUCACAAUUGACCCUGUGCAGUUCAGUGGUUUUUAGGAGUUCAGCAAUCAACAUAAUCAAUUUUACAACAUUUUCUUACCCUCAAAAGAAACGCAGCAGCCCUUAAUCAUCACCCCUAAACCCUCUAACCAUCCUGUCCCUAGGCAACCACUAAUCUUUCUGUCUGGAUUUGCCUGUUGUCAGUGUCAUAUAUAAUGGAAUCAUAAAGUUCCCCAGGCUUCUUGAAUCUC
Miniopterus natalensis is the source of this 4520-nucleotide messenger RNA. RefSeq names its product interleukin 17 receptor A (gene IL17RA). Gene Ontology annotation, molecular function: interleukin-17 receptor activity. The record is from RefSeq and is a predicted model, not a curated record. NCBI's taxonomy places the organism in Eukaryota, Metazoa, Chordata, Mammalia, Chiroptera, Miniopteridae.